AUGGUCAUGCUAUUCCUCACAGUGAGAAUCCCGUGUCUUGCGGCAUUGGUCACAGCCGGAGUUGCGACACCAGCCCAGCCGCCGAAGACUCUCGUGAAGGACGUUGCUAUAAUUGGUGGCGGGGCCUCUGGUGCGUACGCUGCUGUCCGCCUUCGAGAUGACUAUGGCAAGAGCAUUGCGCUUGUGGAGAUGCAAGGGAGGCUUGGUGGUAUGGUCAACACAUAUAUCGACCCUAAAACAGGCACACCAUACGACUUUGGCGUCGAGACUUUCCUAGACAUCGGCAACGCCUCGGCUUUUUUCGAGCGCUUUGGUGUCGAGCGGGCUGCUGUAACGCAAGCAAAUACUACCACCCAGUACAUUGACUUCAACUCCGGCCAUCCGGUCAAUCUUUCACUCCCCUCUUCAAACGCUCAAAUAGCCGCAAUGGAGAAAUUUCUUGAAGUGGUAAAACCAUGGACAAAUUACUUGCAACCGGGAUAUUGGAACUUUCCGGUACCGGAAGAUAUUCCAGAAGACUUUCUCAUUCCUUACGGUGAAUUCAUCACUAAGUACGGACUUGAAGAUGCCAUUCCGAUUAUCUACGAAUCUACUGGGCUGGGUCUUGGAAAUAUGACCCAAGAAACGACCAUGUUUGUGCUACAGGCUUUCGGAACAUACAUGGCAGAAGCCAUUGUGGGUGAGGUUGACUCCUAUCAUCCUGCCACAGGAGGUAACCAGGCGCUAUAUAAUGCUAUUGAACAAGGUCUAGGUGACGAUGUGUUGUAUAACAGCACUGUUUUACACAGCUCGCGUACUGAUUCCGGUGUACUACUCACAGUCCAAAACCACAUCAGCGGGUCAAAGACUGUGAUCCAUGCCCGGCAGCUCCUCAUAGCUAUCGAGCCUACUACCACGAACACCGCCCCGCUCGACCUGGACACCAAUGAGAAGAAAGUGCUUUCUACAUUUACCUACACGAGAGAAUAUUCUGGCAUUGUUAACAAUUCGGCUUUCGUUGCUCCAAUUUCUUACGCCAACAUGGCCGCAGGGGCUGCGCCUGACAACUACCUCAUCUUGCCCGACAGCUCCUUUACCAACACAAUUAGCUACAUGGGCGGUAAUAAUCUCUUUCAUGUUAUUAUCGUUGGGAAUAAUUCACUUGAUGAGAGGGGUGCCAAAGCCUUGUUGCAGGAGAACUUUGAAACUUUGCUCAAAGCUGGCAGGCUGGGAGAGUCCUACGAGGGUCAGCAAAUAAACUGGGUUGAUUUUUCAGUGCAUGGGCCGAUGCAUGCCCGCGUCUCUCCUGAGGAUGUUCAGUCAGGCUUCUUCCAGCAGCUAUACGCGCUGCAAGGGCAACGAUCAACCUGGUGGACCGGGGGUGCCUUUGCAUGCAACUUCCAAACUACAUUGUGGGAGUUUGAUGAGACUCUUAUUCCCAAUAUCAUCGCCAAUCUUUGA
Messenger RNA from Talaromyces rugulosus, 1440 nucleotides. RefSeq lists its product as uncharacterized. The transcript has 2 exons. The coding region runs from base 1 to 1440 and encodes 479 amino acids. The record is from RefSeq and is a predicted model, not a curated record. Lineage: Eukaryota; Fungi; Ascomycota; Eurotiomycetes; Eurotiales; Trichocomaceae.